Messenger RNA from Aureobasidium pullulans EXF-150, 751 nucleotides. RefSeq names its product putative lung carbonyl reductase. The transcript has 2 exons. Bases 59 to 751 code for a protein of 230 amino acids. Gene Ontology annotation, molecular function: oxidoreductase activity, acting on the CH-OH group of donors, NAD or NADP as acceptor. The record is from RefSeq and is a predicted model, not a curated record. Lineage: Eukaryota; Fungi; Ascomycota; Dothideomycetes; Dothideales; Saccotheciaceae.
CUCGUUGACAGGCAGAACCGCGCUGGUGACUGGCGGAGCUCGCGGCUGCGGCCUAGCCAUGGCCGAAGGACUCGCUGAAGCAGGUGCAAAUAUCGCAAUUUUCGACAUGAUCCAACCGGACGCAGCGUUUUCCAAACUUGCAAAAAAGUACAGUGUGAAGACGGCAUUCUACAAAGUAGAUGUAACUUCGACGCAAGACUUGAGAAGAGGUUUCGAGGAAUUUCAACGAGAUUUCGACAGCGCCCUCGAUAUUUGCGUGCCUUGUGCCGGGGUGAACAAGAACGUCACACUGCUUGACACGACACCCGAAGAUUUCGAAAGACUGGUCAAUGUCAAUGUUAAGGGAGUCUACUUCACCAUGCAGCUCGCUGCUCAACUGAUGGUCAAGAAUAAGACAAUAAAGGGCUCAAUCAUUCUGGUGGCGUCCAUCGCAGCUUCAAGGGCUGUACGCGGUCAAUUCUCGUCAGCAUACUGUGCUACCAAAGGAGCCGUUCGAGCCAUGUGUCCGCCCUCCGCUGUUGAGCUCGCCGAGCAUGGCAUUCGUGUCAACACAAUCUCGCCUGGAUAUAUCAAGACGGAAAUGACAGCGCCGUUUCCGCAUCUGCUUGAGAGCUGGAAGUCAGAGGUCAUGAAUAACAGAAUCGGCAUGCCGGACGACAUUCGAGGCGCGUGCAUCUUUUUGGCGAGUGACGCGAGCAGCUAUAUGACCGGCAAUGACAUCGCGAUCGACGGAGGUGUUCUGAAUUGGUGA